Molecule: messenger RNA, 1884 nt
Organism: Geodia barretti
Lineage: Eukaryota; Metazoa; Porifera; Demospongiae; Tetractinellida; Geodiidae
Source: the annotation of a GenBank genome assembly
AUGCUGCACUGGAUAAACGCCACCAAGAACGGCGAAUACGACGCUGCCCGUGCGGAAUUCACGUUUAACGAUUGGGAAGAUGGCAACCUUGUAUCACGUGCUUUAAAUCCGAGGACGGGUGCCACCCGAACAAUUCAGGGUGCGAUCGCGGCAGUGUCCCCGAAUGCCCCACUCGCGAUUGGGCUCAACUACGGACGGAUGGCACACUGCCGUGCUGUCGUCGGCUACGCUACACACACUCAAUCCAGCGAGGUUAUAGCACAACCGGAGGACGACGGCUUAUAUCAACUCAACCUCCAAGACGGGAGUUCUAAACUUGUUCUCUCUAUCGCGGAUGUCAUCCGAGCAAGCGGAGACGAACGGAUGGUAGGCAAACGGAGCUGGUUCAAUCACGUUCUAUUUAAUACAGAUGGAACACGACUUCUAUUCUUCUGUCGCGUCCGUCGAGAAACAGGGCACUGCACCUCGCUCUGGACAGUAAACCCUGACGGCUCCGAUUUGGAAAUGCAAAUCCCAUUCGACUACCGAGUGUCUCAUUUCGACUGGCGGACCCCUACGCGAAUUCUUGUCUCUUCAGACAUAUCCGGUGAGAUGGGGUUUGUUGAAUUCAGCGAUGGGGUCCGCGAUUUCACGCCAAUCGGACGUGGUGUCUUGCCGAGCGAUGGACACGCUUCAUUCUCACCAGAGCGCGAGUGGUUGCUUUGUGAUACGUACCCUCGCGGUCCAGAACGUUUGGCACAACUUAUGGUUUACAAUAUCGCUGAAAAUCGAAAGAUUAUUUUGGGCGAAUUCCAUCACGAAGAGCAGUUUGUUGGAGAUAUCCGAUGUGAUCUACAUCCACGCUGGGCACCUGAUGGAAAAACGAUUACUUUCGACUCGGUCCAUGAAGGCUCCCGACAGGAGCAUCGCGAGGCUGUCGUUUUGACAACGGUUCCGGCAUGGAAGGUCGUUAAUGGCAUCGAUAUAAAGACGCAACACCCUAUCUACGUUGAGGGCAACACGCAGGCAGAUAUGGCUGCGCUCGCAGAGGCGUGUAAGGGGGAAGUGGUUUACGGUAUCGGUGGAGGGUUAGCAAUUGAUACUGCCAAAUAUGUUGCUGCUGCCAAAGGGCUGCCACUCGUUGCACUCCCUACCAUUCUAUCAACUGAUGCUUUUCUUACGGAUGCGACAGGCAUUAGAGAAAAUGGGUGUGUCCAUUAUCUUCCGUCAAAAGCACCGGACACUGUUAUUGUAGAUAUGGAUGUCUUGUGCAACGCCCCUGUCUCAAUGCGGGCAAGCGGUGCUGCGGAUGUCCUCUCAAUCGCGACAGCACUCUGGGAUUGGCAGGAAGCGGAGAAGAUGGGUGAAAACCCAUCAAACCAACAACUAACACCACAAGCGGUUGGCAUAGCAGGCACCCUCCUCCAAACGCUUCUGGAUAACGCACGGGAAAUCGGUCGCGGGACCCCAACCGGUUUGAAACUUCUACUCGACCUGCUCUGUAUGGAGGUCCAACUCUGCUAUCAAUGCGGACAUAGUCGUGUUGAAGAGGGAAGCGAACAUUACUUUGUCUAUGCAAUUGAGAACCAUUUGACACUCACUGAAGCCGGAUACCCCGAUGGCGAGACUACAAAUGGAGCUCCUCUUUUACACGGUGAAUUGGUAGGGCUCGGUAUCCUCCUGAUGGCUGCAUUGCAAUCGCAACCUUGGACGCAGUACCGUCACGCGUUGGAGUGUUUGCAGAUCAACUAUCUUCCGUCGGCUGUUGCCCGUGAUACAAUUACCGAAACGCUUAUUAACCUAUCCGAUUACGUCGCGCAACACCAACUCCCACAUACCGUCGCGACAUCUUUACGGAUCACUCCUGAUAUUGCCGAACGGACGAUACAAACCAUAUUAGAUUAA